Cololabis saira (Pacific saury) is the source of this 1540-nucleotide messenger RNA. Its product is annotated as seipin-like. The record is from RefSeq and is a predicted model, not a curated record. Lineage: Eukaryota; Metazoa; Chordata; Actinopteri; Beloniformes; Belonidae. Gene Ontology annotation, cellular component: endoplasmic reticulum membrane. Gene Ontology annotation, biological process: lipid storage; lipid droplet organization. The transcript is spliced from 10 exons. Bases 58 to 1152 code for a protein of 364 amino acids.
ACUUCGGGGAGGGAUUUCGUAACGUCUUACAGUUGGCCAACAGUAACCAGAGAUUUUAUGGAUCAAGAUAACCAUUUGCCUUCGGAGUAUUUCGAAGAAGUCACAGUUAUCGUUGGUCAGGCCCUGCUGAAGCUCCAAAAUGCUGUCACCACAGCGAUUCAACGAGCCCGCCAAAGAGUUGCACAGGGCUUCACUGUGCUCUCUGUCAUCCUUCUGCUCCUCAUGAUCGCUGCCUUUUUAUAUGGGAGCUUUUAUUAUUCAUAUAUGCCCAGGGCAGCUUUUUCUACUCCUGUGCACUAUUACUACAGGACAGACUGUGUUUCUCCAUCUUCUUUUCCAUGCUCUAUUCCUGUGGCCAAUAUCUCUCUGAUGAAAAACAAGAAACACGUGCUGACUUUCGGCCAGGUCUAUCAGAUCUCUUUGCAGCUGGAGAUGCCUGAUUGCCCAACCAAUCAGGAGUUAGGGAUGUUCAUGAUCAAAACAACUUGUUUCACUCAGGAGGGAGGGCAAAUUGCUGCCUCUGCUCGCUCUGCAAAUCAGCUGCUGAAGGCCUCCAGCUCUCGCUUUGGCAUGCUGCGAUACCGGUCUGACCUGCUGAAGACUCUGGGAACAUUGCUGUUCCUCCCGGCCUUUCUGAGUGGAGUGGCCGAGCAGAAACAAGUGCUGGAGGUGGAGCUCUUCUCAGAGUACAAGGACGACCCUUACGCCCCCUCAGUUACAGCUGUCAUUGAGAUCAUGUCUAGCAAGAUCCAGAUCUACUCAGCUCAUCUGUACAUUCAUGCUCAGUUCACUGGCUUAAGAUAUUUGAUGUUUUACUACCCUUUCCUGUCGGCUUUGGUGGGUGUGUCAAGUAACUUCGCCUUCCUCAGCUUCCUGUUCAUCCUCAGCUACAUAAGGCAGCUGCUGGGUGUUGGGCAAAGAUCUGAGCAGCUGACGAGAGACGGACCGCUGCCAGAGGUGAGGGAGAACACAAACAACCAGCUGCACGGUGACAAUAGUGCUGCAGGUACUGCAGAUCUACUGGGACCCCUCCAGAUGGACUUCACAGAUCUGAGCAGAGAUGAUCCACACUUGGAUUCUGACAACAGCCCAGAGAGUUACAAUGGAAAUACGCCUGGUCAAGAUGAAAUGACUGAGUCUGAGGCAGCUUGAGGCUUUUAAUGAACGAGAGUUUGCAGAAAGUGAACUGAUAGUUAACUAAAAGGAUAAAGAUUUAAUAUCUAUCGCUAGUUGAUUAUUUAGGUAGAAUACGUUACAUGCUCUUUACUUUUUUCUCACUGUUUUACAACCUUUUAAUGAUAUUGACACUUUUGCACCUUUGUUGUCAUAAAUCAAAUCUUUAAUUUUUUUAAUGCUUGUAUUAUUUUGCACUUAGUAUAAAUUGAUGAAAUAGAUAUACUCUGCAGUGUAACAAGAAGCUAUGGCCUUAAAUAAAUGUUGCCUGGUAAAAAGUAAAUUUUCAGUUGAAAGGAAGGAAGGAACUGAACCAGUUUUACCAAAGUGCACAUGUCAUAAAACUGAAUUGUUAAAUGUUCUGGGG